Danio aesculapii is the source of this 4128-nucleotide messenger RNA. Its product is annotated as NACHT, LRR and PYD domains-containing protein 12-like. The transcript is spliced from 12 exons. NCBI's taxonomy places the organism in Eukaryota, Metazoa, Chordata, Actinopteri, Cypriniformes, Danionidae. Gene Ontology annotation, molecular function: protein binding. The record is from RefSeq and is a predicted model, not a curated record. Bases 40 to 4113 code for a protein of 1357 amino acids.
CAGUUCUGGCCUAAUGGAAAUGAACUACAGUUGAAGGACAUGAGACCUCAGCUCUGGCCUAAUGAUCAUCGAGCUCCACUGCAGUACUUCAGGCCUGUUUUUCCAGCUCAGCUCAUUGAUCCAGUGGCUCAGUCAUGGUCGUCUCAGUGGUCAUUCACCCCGCAGGCUCCAGCUUGGCCUGCCAACCCACCAGCUCCACCACAGUAUUCAGGGUCUCUGUCUGUGUCCAGACCCUUCACCCCUUCACAUCCAGCAGGAUUCUCCAUCUCUCCACAUUUAUCCUCAAUCACACCAGUUUCACCUCAGACGCUCCACUGGUCCUCCAGACCUACACACACUUCCUGGUCUGUUGGCAAGUCUGAGAUAACAAAGGAAAAGAAAAUGAGCUCUCCAUGUGAAAGUAGUGUGUUUAAGGAGAAAGAGUCUCUAGUUGAUCCUCAGAGAGCAGCAUCUCCAGUGUUCAGCUGUGUGUCUAUGAGGAGCAACAACUCAAUGCUUCUGCCUCCUAAUCUCAGUGAUGGAUCUGCUGUGAGCUCUGGAAGUAGACUGAAGCUGACAGCUGUUGACCAUCAGAGAGCAGCAUCUCCAGUGUUCAGCUGUGUGUCUAUGAAGAGCAACCACUCAAUGCAUCUGCCUCCUGAAUUCAGUGAUGGAUCUGCUGUGAGAUCUGAGUCUGGUAUCGUCAGCAGAAGCAGAAAGAGAGCAGCGUCUCCACUGUCCAGCUGUGUGUCCAUGAAAAGACCUAUGAAUAAUCCACCCCUGCUCACUAAUGACACGUUGACCUUUGACCCUGUUAGUGAGAGAGCUGAGCUUCAGACCUGCACAUUCUUCUCCAGUCAGAGUCACUUCAGUCUUCAUGAUGAUCUUCAGAGAGUCAAAGAGCAGCACAAAACCAUCAUGAAGAUCAAGUACGAGAGCUUAUUUGAGGGAGUGAAACUCCAGCAGAAUCAAACCCUCCUGAACAGCAUUUACACACAGCUGUACAUCAUAGAGGGAGAGAGUGAAGGAGUGAAUGAAGAACAUGAGGUGCUGCAGAUGGAGAAGAGAUACAAGACUCUCCAAGACACUCCAAUCAACUGCAAUGACAUCUUUAACCCUUCAGCUGAAGCAGGAGAUGAGGAGAAGAGCAGAGAGGAGAAAGAGCAGAUCAAGACUGUUCUCACUAAAGGCAUCGCUGGAAUUGGAAAAACCGUCUCUGUGCAGAAGUUCAUUCUGGACUGGGCCGAGGGAAAAGCCAAUCAGGAUGUAGAUUUCAUUUUUGUGUUUCCAUUCAGAGAGCUGAACUUGAUUAAAGAUCAUCAGUACAGUCUUCACACACUUCUGCUGGACUUUCAUCCUGAACUUCAGCAUCUGGACUCACAGAUUUAUGAGGAGUGUAAAGUUGUGUUCAUCUUUGAUGGUCUGGAUGAAAGCAGAAUCACACUGAUGUUUUCAGCCUGUCAGAAAGUUUCUGAUGUGACUGAAGCUUCAUCAGUGAGUGUGUUGAUGUCCAACCUCAUGAAAGGAGAUCUGCUUCCCUCUGCUCUCAUCUGGAUCACCAGCAGACCAGCAGCAGCCAAUCAGAUCCCCUCAAAACACAUCAGCCUCGUGACGGAGAUUCAGGGCUUCAAUGACCCUCAGAAGGAGGAAUAUUUCAGGAAGAGAAUCAGAGAUGAAGAUCAAGCCAGCAGAAUCAUCUCCCACAUCAGAAGAGCAAGAAGCCUCCACAUCAUGUGCCACAUACCCGUCUUCUGCUGGAUCUCAGCCACUGUGCUUCAGAGCAUCCUGAAACAAGAUCUGAGUGCAGAAAUCCCUCAAACUCUGACUGAGAUGUACAUCCACUUCCUCCUCAUUCAGACACACAUGAGGAAGCAGAAGUAUGAAGAGAGAGAUCCAGAGAAACUCCUGCAGUCCAACAGAGACGUGAUUGUGAAACUUGCUGAACUGGCUUUCAAUCAGCUGAUGAAGGGCAACGUGAUGUUCUACGAGGAGGACCUGAUUGAGAGCGGGAUAGACGUCGCUGACGCCUCAGUGUAUUCUGGGAUCUGCACUGAGAUCUUCAGAGAGGAAUCUGUGAUUUAUCAGAGGAAGGUUUACAGCUUUGUUCAUCUGAGCUUUCAGGAGUGUUUUGCAGCACUGUAUGUGUUUUACUGCUAUUUACACAACAACACUGAGGUGAUGAAGAUGUUCCUCACAGAAAAACACAGAACUCAGAGUGAGAAAGUUCCUCUGGAUGUGCUUCUGAAAGGAGCGAUGAAUAAAGCCUUGGAGAGUAAAACUGGACACCUGGAUCUGUUCCUGCGAUUUCUUCAUGGCGUCUCACUGGAGUCCAAUCAGAGACUCUUACAGGAUCUGCUGAAAUACACAGAGAACGACCCAGAGAGCAUCAAGAAAAUAAUCCACAACCUCAAACGAGGGCAAAAAAACAACAUCAGUCCUGAAAGAUGGAUGAAUCUCUCACACUGCUUGAUUGAGAUGAAGGAUAAUUCUCUUGUUGAAGAAAUGCAGGAAUUUUUAAACUCUAAAACAAACAACAAAAGUCUGACUCUUGCUCAGUGCUCAACUCUGGCAAACAUGCUCCUGAUGUUAAACGAAGUGCUGGAUGAGUUAGACCUUCAAAAGUACAAGUUUAAAUGUAAAGAGGGCAGAAGGAGGCUGGUGCCCGCUGUGAGGAACUGCAGAAAAGCUCUAUUGGCAAGCUGUAAUUUCACUGAUCAGUGCUGUGAAGUUCUGUCUUCAGCUCUACAAUCAUCAAACUCCCCCCUGAGAGAGCUGGACCUGAGUAACAAUAAACUGCAGGUUUCAGGAGUGAAGCUGAUCUGUGCUGGACUGAAGAGUGUAAACUGUCGACUCAACACACUGAGAUUGUCACGCUGUAGUCUUACUGAUCAGUGCUGUAAAGUUCUGUCUUCAGCUCUACAAUCAUCAAACUCCCCCCUGAGAGAGCUGGACCUGAGUAACAAUAAGCUGAAGGUUUCAGGAGUGAAGCUGAUCUGUGCUGGACUGAGUAGUCCAAACUGUCGACUCAACACACUGAGAUUGGCUGGCUGUAAUCUCACUGAUCAGCACUGUGAAGUCGUGUCUUCAGCUCUACAAUCAUCAAACUCCCCCCUGAGAGAGCUGGACCUGAGUAACAAUAAGCUGCAGGAUUCAGGAGUGAAGCUGAUCUGUGCUGGACUGAGUAGUCCAAACUGUCGACUCAACACACUGAGAUUGGCAGGCUGUAAUCUCACUGAUCAGCACUGUGAAGUUCUGUCUUCAGCUCUACAAUCAUCAAACUUCCCCCUGAGAGAGCUGGACCUGAGUAACAAUGAGCUGCAGGAUUCAGGAGUGAAGCUGAUCUGUGCUGGACUGAAGAGUCUAAACUGUCGACUCAACACACUGAGAUUAUCUGGCUGUAUGGUGACAGAGGAAGGUUGUGCGGCUCUGGCUUCAGCUCUGAGCUCAAACCCGUCACACCUGAGAGAGCUGGAUCUGAGCUACAAUCACCCAGGAGAAGCAGGACUCAAACUGCUCUCUGACAAACUCCAACACCUCCACAAACUCAAUGUGGAUCAUGGAGGAGAGCUCAGGAUUAAAUCAGGACCAGAGAAAUACGCCUGUGAACUCACACUGGAUCCAAACACAGCACACACACGCCUCGUUCUGUCUGAGGAGAACAGAAAGGUGACGAGUGUGAGACGGAGUCAGUCUUAUCCUGAUCAUCCAGACAGAUUUAAUGUUCUUCAGGUUGUGUGUAAAGAGAGUCUGACUGGACGCUGUUACUGGGAGACUCAAUGGAGCGGAAAAGCUGAAAUAUCAGUGUGUUAUAAAGGAAUCAAGAGGAAAGGAGAGAGUAAUGACUGUGAGUUUGGACGUAAUGAUCAGUCCUGGAGUCUUGAAUGCUCUGGUCACUCAUUCUCUGUCCGUCACAAUAAUAAAUACACACACAUCUCAGCUCCUCCAGACUCCAGCAGGACAGUAGGAGUGUUUGUGGACGAGUCGAGCGGCUCUCUGUCCUUCUACAGCGUCUCUGACACACACAAACUCACACACUUACACACAUUCAACACCACAUUCACUCACACACUCUACGCUGGAUUUAGACUUCAUUAUUAUUCAGACUCUUCAGUGACUCUGUGUCACAUUAAAUAACACACACACACACAC